Olea europaea var. sylvestris is the source of this 658-nucleotide messenger RNA. RefSeq lists its product as uncharacterized. The record is from RefSeq and is a predicted model, not a curated record. The transcript has 2 exons. NCBI's taxonomy places the organism in Eukaryota, Viridiplantae, Streptophyta, Magnoliopsida, Lamiales, Oleaceae. Bases 53 to 658 code for a protein of 201 amino acids.
AUCUCUUCGGCAAUCAGUCAAGGGCGGACUCCAGUUCUACUGACUUGAAGUUAUGGAAAAAUACUUUAAACGUACAUCUACGAUUUCCUGUGAUGAACAAAAUAUCGGCGAAAGGAAUGUUCGAAAGAAAAGGGAUGAAAACGAUGUUGGGGAUGUUGAUGUUGAUGUUGAUGUUGGAGAUGUUGGGGGUAUUGGAGACGUUGGAGAUGUUGAUGUUGGAUUUGGGGGUAUUGGAGACAUUGGAAAUGUUGAGGAUAUUGGAGAUGUUGGGGAUAGUGGAGGAAAUGUUGAGGAUAUUGGAGAUGUUGGGGAUAUUGAUGUUGCACAGCUUCCCUCUGAUCCUGGAUUGAGAGUUCCAAUACAGAAUUAUGAUGUUAAUAUUCGAGAUGUGAUUCAAAGAGCAUAUAUGCAAAGAGGUCCUUGUCAACCUCGCAAUCAUAUAUUUCCACCCACAAGAAUAGGUAAAAUAGACCGACGAUUUUGUAUUUCGUGGUAUAAUGAGCAUCCCACUUGGUUGGAAUACAGUAUAGCAAAGGAUGCAAUUUUUUGCUUUUAUUGUUAUCUUUUCGAUUUCAAUGAUGGUUUAUUUGUUAAAGGCGGAUUCUCAAAUUGGAAAAAGAAAGAAUAUAUAAGAAAACACGUUGGGGGCUUCAAGUAG